Lycium barbarum (goji berry) is the source of this 2052-nucleotide messenger RNA. RefSeq names its product receptor-like protein EIX2. The transcript has a single exon. Gene Ontology annotation, molecular function: protein binding. Lineage: Eukaryota; Viridiplantae; Streptophyta; Magnoliopsida; Solanales; Solanaceae. The record is from RefSeq and is a predicted model, not a curated record. Bases 1 to 2052 code for a protein of 683 amino acids.
AUGGGGAGUAACUCAUUUCAACUAAUAUUUCUCAUAUUGUUAUUUCAACUUUUGUAUUUCACUUGCAUAGACUAUCAAUUUGUUUCUUCUGCUGGCACCUCUAAAGUGGGCACUUGCAUUGAAACAGAGAAGAAAGCACUGCUCAAACUUAAAGAAAAUCUUACAGAUCCUUCAGGCAGGCUAUCUUCUUGGACUGAUCAAGAAAAUUGCUGUCAAUGGAUUGGGGUAAGCUGUGACAACAAGACAGGAAACGUCGUAAAGCUUGACCUGAGAAACACAUUUUCAACAAACAGCGAAUUAGGAGGUGAGAUUAAUCCAUCUUUACUUGAUUUACAAAAGUUGACUUACUUAGACUUGAGCAUGAACAAUUUUGGAGGAAUUAAAGUACCUGAAUUCAUCGGUCAAAUUGGAGAAUUGAGGUAUCUAAAUCUCUCUGGUGCAUCUCUUUCUGGUUCAGUAUCUUCAUUUCUUGGAAACCUCUCAAAUUUGCAAGUUCUUGAUUUGAAUAUGUACUCCGAAAAGCCAGUUGAGAAUGAUCUUGAAUGGCUAAAAGGACUUUCUUUUCUUGAACAUUUAAAUUUGGGAGGUUCAGAUCUUAGCAAAGCUAAUAAUUCUUGGCUUCAAACAAUCAAUGCUCAUGUUCCUUCUCUCUUGAAGUUGCAUUUGCCUCAAUGCCAGCUUUUAAACCUUCCAUCUUCUCUUCCAUCGCUAGAUCUAACUUCCCUUUUGGUACUUGAUCUUUCCAACAAUGCUUUCAACUCGAGUAUUUUCCCUCAAUGGCUCUUCAGUCUUAGUAACCUUGUGUAUCUUGACUUAAACUCCAACAAUAUCUUUAGUGAACUGCCUGAUGAGUUUGCAAAGAUCAUUUCCCUUGAAUAUCUUGAUGUAUCGUCUAAUUAUGGUAUUAACGGGCCACUAAAAAAAAGCUUGGGGAAACUAUGCAAUUUGACGACUUUGAUCCUCUCCUACAACAACAUCAGCGGAGACAUUACUGAUUUCAUUGAUGUCUUAUCCGAAUGCCAAAGCAACAGCUUGGAGACAUUGGAUCUGAGUUUCAAUGAACUGAGUGGCAAUCUUCCUGCUAAAUUAGGCCACUUGAGGAACCUAAAACUGCUUCAACUGAGGUUCAACUCACUCACAGGCACAAUACCUGAAACUAUAGGGAACUUAUCAUCCUUGGAGUCGCUCUACCUCACAUCUAACCAAAUGAGUGGGAACCUCCCCACGAAUAUCGGGCAGCUCACGUCGUUGGUCUCGUUGGACAUCUCUGAUAAUAUGUGGGAAGGUAUUGUCACAGAAGCCCAUUUCCUGAAUCUUUCUAACUUGCAAGAAUUUUCAGUUGGCAUGAAACUUGGUAGAAACAUAACCUUGGCAUUCAACAUCAGCUCAAAUUGGACUCCUCCAUUCAAGCUGACAUUCUUGACGAUCCAGUCAUGCCAAUUAGGCCCCAAAUUCCCAGCAUGGCUGAAGGAUCAGACUGAGCUCACUAGCAUAAUAUUCAAUACCGGGGGAAUUUCGGAUGCUGUACCAGAUUGGUUUGUAGAGUUGGAUUUGAAGCUUGACAAUCUAGACAUAGCUAACAACAACUUGUCAGGGAAAGUUCCUAACAAAUUCCAGUUCAACUUUAUAGCCAAUGUGGAUAUAAGCAUGAAUCUUUUUGAGGGACCUCUUCCAUUAUGGUCUUCUAACAUUACAACAUUGUAUUUGAGGGAUAACUUGUUUUCAGGACCUAUUCCUCUCAACAUCUGUGGAGCACUUCCCAAUUUAACAGACUUGGACAUAUCCAUGAACAAUCUAAAUGGCACCAUUCCCUUGUGCAUCGGUGAUAUGAAUCAGUUGACUACCUUAGCCCUUGAUAAUAACCAACUUAUCGGACAAAUUCCUGAUUUCUGGGGUAAGUUACCAUAUCUUUAUUGGAUUGAUAUGUCAAGGAACCUUCUAUCCGGACAAAUUCCAACCUCACUAGGCUCUCUUGCUUAUCUGAUGCUCUUAAGACUCUCAAGCAACAAUCUCUCCGAGGAACUGCCUUCUAGUUUGAGUAAUUGCACGUGA